This is a messenger RNA of Atta colombica, 1963 nucleotides long. RefSeq names its product parafibromin (gene hyx). The coding region runs from base 125 to 1705 and encodes 526 amino acids. The transcript is spliced from 4 exons. The record is from RefSeq and is a predicted model, not a curated record. Gene Ontology annotation, molecular function: RNA polymerase II complex binding. NCBI's taxonomy places the organism in Eukaryota, Metazoa, Arthropoda, Insecta, Hymenoptera, Formicidae. Gene Ontology annotation, cellular component: Cdc73/Paf1 complex. Gene Ontology annotation, biological process: positive regulation of transcription elongation by RNA polymerase II; transcription elongation by RNA polymerase II.
UAUCCCGAAGUCGUUUGCAUAUCCGGCAGGGUUGCGAUUUUAAUAAGAGUAAGGAGGGUAAAGGGGACGCCGCGAAUACAUCAAUUAGUCUUAUCAAGUCUUGUUGUCUCUGAGUUUUGUGACCAUGGCGGAUCCGCUGAGUUUACUACGACAGUAUAAUGUUAACAAGAAGGAAAUAAUCGAACGCGAGAAUCAGAUUAUAUUUGGCGAGUUUUCCUGGCCCAAGAAUGUCAAGACCAAUUAUCUGACUUAUGGAUCCGGAAAAGAAGGGACACCCAAGGAAUAUUAUACACUCGAGUGUCUUUUAUUUCUGCUCAAACAUGUUCAACUUACACAUCCAGUGUAUGUGCGACAAGCAGCCGCGGAGAAUAUCCCAGUGGUGCGUCGACCUGACAGAAAAGAUUUGCUGGCCUAUCUCAAUGGCGAGACUGCUACGUCAGCCGCCAUAGACAAAUCGGCGCCUUUGGAAAUUCCAACACAGGUGAAACGUGCCGCCGAAGAUGGCUUAGAAAGCGGUUCAUCGAAAAAACCCCGUUUCGAAGAGACCCACGUGCAGAAGGUGAAGGAACAAUUAGCUGCACGUCUGGAUGCUCCUAAGGAAGCCUCAGUUACCGUCGAUAAUAUCAAAUCCCUCUCGGAGGCAAUGUCAGUGGAAAAGAUUGCUGCAAUCAAGGCAAAACGUUUGGCGAAAAAACGUACUACUAUCAAGGAGAAUGAUGAUAUUGGCAUGGGUUCGGAUCUACGCGUAAUCCUCGACAUGGAUGUAGACGAUACAAAAGACAUCGUGUCCCGCGAGCGUCAAUGGCGAACACGCGCCACUAUCUUGCAGAGUAGCGGCAAGAUCUUCGCAAAGAACAUCUUUGCGAUUCUGCAAAGUAUUAAGGCACGUGAAGAAGGAAGACAGAAGGGUCCGAUCGUGCCUACGCCCAUGGUGACGCCGCGCUCGACACCCAUGAGGCCUCUUCCACAACCAGCCGUCUACAAUCGUUACGAUCAGGAACGUUUCAUCCGACAGAAGGAAGAAACAGAAGGCUUUAAGAUCGACACCAUGGGAACGUAUCACGGCAUGACUCUAAAGUCCGUAACUGAGGGCACAAAUCCCGCCGUGAGGAAACCCCCGACCAAUCCGUCCGCCACGCCAACCUCUGGUUUACUGCCAACAUCCGCCGCUAAACUAACGCCUCAGCAAGCCGCGCAGAACAAACGACCCAGUCGAACGCCCAUUAUCAUCAUUCCUAGUGCCAACACAUCUCUCAUUACAAUGUACAACGCUAAGGACAUUCUCCAAGACUUGAAGUACAUUAGUAAUGAGGACAAACGAUCGCAGGGGUGCAAGCGAGAGAAUGAGGUACUUCUUCAACGGCGGAAGGAAGGUGGUCUGACCGUACCUUACCGAGUAGUUGAUAAUCCACAAAAACUCACAAAUGCCGAUUGGGAGAGAGUCGUUGCUGUGUUUGUUAUGGGACCGGCUUGGCAAUUCAAAGGUUGGCCAUUUGAUGGCAACCCAGUGGAAAUCUUUUCAAAAAUAUGCGCGUUUCACUUGAAAUAUGAUGAAAUGAGGCUGGACACAAACGUAGCGCGAUGGGCUGUCACAGUGAUUGAAUUGAGUCGGACAAAGAGACAUUUGGAUAGAGCAGCGUUAAUGAUAUUUUGGGAACAUCUCGAUAAGCAUAUGAUCAAGAACAAGCCGCAUCUUCGUUUUUGAAAUGAUAAAGCGAUUCAGAUUGCAGAAAUGGCAAUAUAUUGAUCCCUGCGUCCCAUGUUCCCAUCGAUUGGAAUUUUUACUAGAAGAUAUAGGACCGUGAGGUUCUUUGCCGAUGGUGUUGCGACGCGCGAUUAUUCGCGGAUAAAGGUAUCUGCGAUAAGCAAUGUGAUGUGUGAUAACUGAAUCGUUGUCAUAUUACGUUAAAUGUGUUUACAUUUUAUUGUUGCUUGCACGAAUAAAAUACGAAAAAAAUUGCAA